This is a messenger RNA of Lizanozyma spartinae, 570 nucleotides long. It is a transcript of the gene AHP2, whose product is annotated as Ahp2p. Gene Ontology annotation, molecular function: thioredoxin peroxidase activity. Lineage: Eukaryota; Fungi; Ascomycota; Pichiomycetes; Serinales; Debaryomycetaceae. The transcript has a single exon. The coding region runs from base 1 to 570 and encodes 189 amino acids. Gene Ontology annotation, cellular component: peroxisome; mitochondrion; cytoplasm. Gene Ontology annotation, biological process: cellular response to oxidative stress; cell redox homeostasis; hydrogen peroxide catabolic process. The record is from RefSeq and is a predicted model, not a curated record.
AUGACUUUAUCUAUUGGACAACCAUUCCCCAAGGACGUUACUCUUGCUUAUAUCCCCAUUGACAUUAGUCAACCUGUUGCUGAUGAUGUUCUUGUAUGUGAACGUCCAAUCCCAUUGAGCUUGGAUACUUUGUUUGCCAAAUACCCUGACGGAAACAAGGCAAUUGUUAGUGUUCCUGGUGCCUUUACUCCAACUUGUACCGAGAACCAUAUCCCACCUAUUUUACAACAUUUGGCUGAUUUGAAGAAGGAAAAAAAUAUCGAUGUUGUCAUUAUUCUUAGUGCCAAUGAUCCAUUUGUUAUCAAUGCUUGGGGUAAGUUGUUGGUGAAGGCCAAUGUCACUCCUGGUAAUGCUGAUUACCCCAAGUUGAUCUUUGCUUCAGAUCCUAAUGCCAAAUUCAGUCAAGAUCUGGAAUUGGAGUUUGACGGUACUGCCAUUGGUUUUGGUAUGCGUUCUGCCAGAUAUGCCAUCAUUGUCGGUGCUGAUAAUGUCGUCAAGUAUGUGGCUAAGGAAUCUGGUUCUGGUGUUGAAGUUUCUGGUUACGAAGCCCUUUCUGCUGCCAAAUUAUAA